AGGGCAGGGGGGCCCUUACAAAGGCCCAGAGGUGGGGACCAGCCCCUGAGGGCAGGGGCAGAGGAGCCGGGCCAGGACCCAGCUCAUGGCUGCAGCUUGAUAUCUCUCUCAUUUGCCAACAUCGCCGGCACCGACCAUGCCAAGGGCCGAGACACCCGCCGUGGGCAUUGACCUGGGCACCACCUACUCCUGCGUCGGCAUCUGCCAGCACGGCAAGGUGGAGAUCAUUGCCAACGACCAAGGCAACCGCACCACCCCCAGCUACGUGGCCUUCACGGCCACCGAGCGCCUGGUCGGGGAUCCUGCCAAGAGCCAAGCUGCCCUCAACCCCCACAACACCGUCUUCGACGCCAAGCGGCUGCUGGGCCGGCGCUUCGAGGAGCCGGGGGUGCAGGCAGACAUGAAGCACUGGCCUUUCCGGGUGGUGAACGAGGAGGGGAAGCUGAAGGUGCGGGUGUCCCACAAAGGGAAGGAGCGGGAUUUCUAUCCGGAGGAGAUCUCUGCCAUGGUGCUGGCCAAGAUGAAGCAGACGGCCGAAGCCUACCUCGGCCGCCCGGUCACCCAAGCCGUCAUCACCGUGCCGGCCUACUUCAACGAUGCCCAGCGCCGCGCCACCAUCGACGCGGGCACCAUCGCUGGCCUCCACGUCCUCAAGAUCCUCAACGAACCCACGGCGGCUGCCAUUGCCUAUGGGCUGGAGACCGGGAGCCCAGGGGGUGAGGCGCACCACAUGCUCGUCUUCGACCUGGGGGGUGGCACCUUCGAUGUGUCUGUCCUGCGAGUGGAAGACGGCAUCUUCGAGGUGAAGGCCACGGCUGGGGAUACCCACCUGGGCGGGGAGGACUUUGACAGCCGGCUGGUGGAGCAUUUGGUGCGGGAAUUCAGGAGGAAGCACAAGGAGGACCUCAGCCAGGACAAGAAAGCCUUGCAGAGGCUCCGGUCGGCUUGUGAAAGAGCCAAGCGCACGCUCUCCUCCGGUACCACCGCCACCAUCUCCAUCGACUCCCUCUACAAGGGGCUGGACUUCUACACCACCCUCACCCGGGCCCGCUUUGAGGACCUCUGCUCCGACCUCUUCCAAGCCACCCUGAAGCCCUUGCAGCAGGCGCUGCAAGAUGCCCGCCUCACCACGGACCAGAUCCAUGCCAUGGUGCUGGUGGGCGGCUCCACCCGCAUCCCCAAGGUGCAGGCGCUGCUGGAAGGCUUCUUCAGCGGGCGGGAGCCCAGCAAGGGCAUCAACCCUGACGAGGCGGUGGCUUACGGCGCGGCUGUGCAGGCAGCUGUCUUGACCGGCCACCGCACCCGGGGCCUGCAGAACCUGCUGCUUCUGGACGUGACCCCGCUGUCCCUGGGCAUCGACACGGUGGGUGGCGUGAUGGCCACCGUGAUCCGGCGCAAUUCCCCAGUGCCCACCAAGGAGACCAUGGGCUUCACCACGGCCGAGGACGACCAGGACACGGUGGUGUUUGAGGUGUACGAAGGGGAGCGUCCCCUGAGCAAGAACAACCACUUGCUGGGCACUUUCUUCCUCAGUGGCCUUCCCCCGGCGCCCCGUGGUGAGCCCGUGGUGGAGGUCACCUUCUCCAUCGACGCCAACAGUGUCCUCACCGUCUCCGCCAGGGACACCUGCACAGGCAACACCAGCCAGCUCACCAUCGCCGACACCCAGGGCCGGCUGGACCGCGAGGAGGUCCAGAGGAUGGUGCAGGAGGCCGAGGAAUGCAAGGCCCAGGACCGGGUGCAGCAGGAGGCCGUUGAAGCCAUGAACUCCCUGGAGUCGUGCGCGCUGCAGCUGAAGCGGGCGGCCGAGGGCGGGCAUGGGGUGGACGUGCGAGCCAAGAAGAGGGUGCUGGCUCUGUGCGAGGAGACGGCCUCGUGGCUGGAGGGGAGCCCGCUGGCUCAGAAGGAGGAGUACGAGGAGCGGCGGAGGGAGCUGGAAGAAGCCUGGGAUUCAGCCUUCUCCACACUGAACCCGGGAGGGGAGCCCAGGCUGGAGCCAGAGGAGCAGGAGGGGGCGGCUGCUAGGGAGGAGCUCAGGGAACACCUGGAUUGAGGAGACCCAGCUCUGCCCCCUGCUUCAGAGCCCAUUAAAAGGAGAAAUGGAUCCCAGCUGUGUGGCCUCCUAUUUUAGUGCCGCUGCUAUGGGAAGGGAAGCUGGAGCCCGGAGAUGGGGGGAGUGAUUUGGCCAAGGUGAAGCCGUGAGUUGGUGGCAGACGGGGACAUAGACCCCAGGGGUGCAGACUCCCAGCUUCUGCUCUACCCACUCAAUAACACUUCCCCUUGGAAGUGCUACUAGACCCCAGGGCUUGUGCCUUCUUCAGGAGACAAUCCCCUCCUUCCCUGCGGGUGUUUGGGCAUGAACUGUCCGUGGAAAGGCAGCAAAGGCUUGAGAGGGGGAGAGGAGCCCAGAGGAAGAAUAGCCAUGUCUAGAAGCCUCUCAUGUGAGCAGGGGCCAGAAAUGGGCCUGGAUGGGACCUGCCUGUGAGCUUAAUGCUCACCUGCCUUUGCUCAGUUAAUGCCUGCCAUGUUCCACCCCAGAGCUGGCUGCCUUCAAGCAGGGAGGGUGAAACCCAGAUGCCCGGGAUAAGCUACCUCCUCCCACCCGUCGUCUCCAGCCUGGCUCACCUUGCUGAGGCUGGGGAAGCAGGAACCACUGGGCUGAAGCCUGGCCAGUGCUUUCUGCUAAAGGCAGGCAACAACUUAACCCAUCACCCUCCCUUGGCCAGAAACCGGGGAGUCGCCGAGCGCUGAAGCCCUGUGAUCCACUAAUUGAUAUGGGAAGA
This is a messenger RNA of Alligator mississippiensis (American alligator), 2783 nucleotides long. RefSeq names its product heat shock 70 kDa protein II. The coding region runs from base 137 to 2053 and encodes 638 amino acids. The record is from RefSeq and is a predicted model, not a curated record. Gene Ontology annotation, molecular function: ATP hydrolysis activity; misfolded protein binding; heat shock protein binding. Gene Ontology annotation, cellular component: plasma membrane; cytosol; cytoplasm. NCBI's taxonomy places the organism in Eukaryota, Metazoa, Chordata, Crocodylia, Alligatoridae. The transcript has a single exon. Gene Ontology annotation, biological process: protein refolding; cellular response to unfolded protein; vesicle-mediated transport.